AUCAUGUUACAGUACAAGAAAUGGCAAACAGAAGAUGUAAUUAACUCGUACUUUGACGAUCAACAGAAAUUCUACGAGAGCUGUGGAUUACCAUUCGGAAAGCCUAGUAAAAAUACUUUUGCAAUAAAACAGAAUUACUACUGUGUAAUUUGCUGUGAGACCCGUGUCUCCACCCCGGUAUAUUCGUUGACAUGUGGCCAUGAGUUUUGUAUCAAUUGCUACUACCACUACAUCAAUAAUGAGAUCAGCAACAGUAAACUCAUAACCUGUAUAAUUCCGGAGUGUCCCUAUACAAUUCCACAUAGAGACAUCGACGAGAUAAUUCUCGUUGUAGAGCUGGCAAAUUCGGUCAAGGUGCGCAAGGCUCUCAGCUCGAACCCGCUCUUGAUUGCCACAGCCAAGGUCUACAUCGAUUCACACGAAAACUUCAAGUGGUGCCCGGCCACUGAUUGUACACAUUUCACAGAAAUCGAUAAAAAGCCCAUCGACAUCUCCAUAGUACCCAUUGUAGGAUGUGCGGACCAUCACGAGUUUUGCUUUGAGUGUAAUUACGAGAAUCAUUUGCCGUGUCCCUGUUGGAUUGUACGCUUGUGGAUCAAGAAGUGCGAAGACGACUCGGAGACCGCCAACUGGAUAGACGCAAAUACCAAUGCCUGUCCCAAAUGUCAGGCCUCCAUCGAAAAAAACGGAGGGUGUAACCAUAUGACAUGUCGAAAAUGUCAAUUCAACUUCUGCUGGAUCUGUUUGGGAGACUGGAAGGACCACAACAAUAGCUACUACUCGUGUAACAAAUUCAAGCCAGACAGCGAAGAUUCAGAGGUGGCUAAUCGUAAAAUCAAGAGUAAAGUCUCGUUGCAAAGAUAUCUUCAUUUCUAUAAGAGAUUCUCAAUUCACGAAAGCUCAAUGCAAGGAGACCAAUCUACACUCUCUAAGUUGCAUGACCUAACCAUAAAAGAACAUGAGACGAACUUGUCUUGGACAGACAUCCAGUUCUUGCCAGAUGCCUUCAUAGCCCUUGCGAAUGGACGUAAGACGUUGAAGUGGACAUAUUGCUUUGCUUAUUAUUUGGCAGAUUCCAAUUUCUCUGAGAUCUUUGAAAGUAACCAGGACUAUUUGAACAAGACUGUAGAGGACUUAUCAGGAAUCUUUCAGAACAUGUUGGACAAACACAACAAGAACAAGGUGGCUCAAAUCAUCAACUUGAGCGAGUUGAUCACUUCCAGGAGAAAAAUGUUGAUCAGCGGAGCAGAAAUGAACUUGAAAGAGCACUUGCUUCGGUUUGAAGCGUGA
This is a messenger RNA of Scheffersomyces stipitis CBS 6054, 1290 nucleotides long. RefSeq names its product E3 ubiquitin-protein ligase. Gene Ontology annotation, molecular function: zinc ion binding; ubiquitin conjugating enzyme binding; ubiquitin protein ligase activity. Gene Ontology annotation, cellular component: cytoplasm; ubiquitin ligase complex. Gene Ontology annotation, biological process: positive regulation of proteasomal ubiquitin-dependent protein catabolic process; ubiquitin-dependent protein catabolic process; protein polyubiquitination. The annotation marks the transcript as partial. NCBI's taxonomy places the organism in Eukaryota, Fungi, Ascomycota, Pichiomycetes, Serinales, Debaryomycetaceae. The record is from RefSeq and is a predicted model, not a curated record. The transcript is spliced from 4 exons.